Asterias rubens (European starfish) is the source of this 1640-nucleotide messenger RNA. Its product is annotated as carbohydrate-responsive element-binding protein-like. Gene Ontology annotation, cellular component: nucleus. The transcript is spliced from 10 exons. The record is from RefSeq and is a predicted model, not a curated record. Gene Ontology annotation, biological process: regulation of transcription by RNA polymerase II. Gene Ontology annotation, molecular function: DNA-binding transcription factor activity, RNA polymerase II-specific; RNA polymerase II cis-regulatory region sequence-specific DNA binding; protein dimerization activity. Bases 160 to 1521 code for a protein of 453 amino acids. Lineage: Eukaryota; Metazoa; Echinodermata; Asteroidea; Forcipulatida; Asteriidae.
CAACAACAACAACAACAGCAACAACAACAACAGCAGCAGCAACAGCAACAACAACAACAACAGCAACAGCAGAGAUUGUCAUUUGAUAGCCUACCACAAGAAUUGAAUUUUGGAUCGAAUACACUCUCAAUAGAGGACUCCCAAGCGGCUUUCAAGCUAAUGCAAGCCGUUACGAGCCAGUUGACCAAUCAGAACCAGCCGUUAUCGGUGCAACAACAAAAACAGCAGCAACACACGAACAUAAGACAAAGCACGUCAAUUGCUGCAGACGUCAAAGCAGGGCGGCAGUUCAGACGGAAUGUGAUUUCGGCAGACACUUUACAUCAGCAUCAGCAGACAAAGCCGCAGCAGGCCAUCAUUGCGCCCACGCCUAUAUCCAACCAACCGAUCCCCGUUCAUUUAACCAGGGCGGUCGACAUGGACUUAAAGAAAAUAGGUGUGAGCAAAGCAACUGCAAGUUCCUCUGUCAAGAUAUCUCAGAUGGGUGUGAAGCCCAAGAAUCAAGCAAUACGUCCGAGACAGCCAGCUAAGAUUGCCCCUGCUCCACCCGCCCCAUCAACGUCUGGAUUGGCCGGCAAUGCUGCAUUGAUUACUCAAUUGCUUACACAAGGAGCCAUUAGACAACAGAGUAGUUCUGACAUCUUAUCUGCUGCAACUUCAAAUACCACUAUGUUCCAACCCGUGAAGACAGAGUUCCCAGUCACCUCUACACAAAGCUCACUGAUGACAGAUCUGUCGUCGAGUCUCUUUGCUUCACCCUCAAGAAUGCCAACCACCACAUCUGCAGCUUCUUCCUUCAACACUGAUAUAGCAUCAGUCCCAAGCACUAGUUCUGGUGUAUCUCGUCCAGACUCUCCUGUCUUCUCAUUGGGUGCCUCGUCAUCACCGGGAGAGGGUUUGAAGAUAGACAUGCACAUAUCAGCUGAGCAGAAAAGACGAGUGAAUAUCAAGUCUGGCUUUGACACGUUACACAAGCUCAUCCCAGCCCUGAGUCAGAACCCAAACGCUAAGGUCAGCAAAGCAUCCAUGCUACAGAAAGGAAUUGAGUACCUGAAGAAGGUUCAAGCAGAGCGAGCUAAAGUGAAGGAAGAGAUCGAUGUCCUACAACAACAGAUCAAUGGACUACAAGCAUCAAUUAAUGAGAGUCAGAACCAGCUCCCGGCAAGUGGUGUGACGUUGUCACAGCAAAGAUCAGAUCACAUGAGAGAUGUCUUUGAUGACUACGUCAGAGAAAGGACAAAACACAACUGGAAAUUCUGGAUUUUCAGCAUUAUCAUCCGCCCUUUAUUUGAAUCCUACAAUACGUCUGUCUCGACCACAAACACUGAAGAGCUGUGCAAAACGGUCAUCUCAUGGCUGGACCAAUACUGCUCCCUUCCAGCUUUAAGACCGACUGUGUUGUCGUCCCUGACGGUGCUGAUCCGCACGACGUCAUUUCUGACUGAUCCAGCAGAGGUACCUCGUCAGGCUGCAGAGGCUGUCAACAAAAAAACAGAAGGAGGCAGUGAGACCGAGAUCUAGAUCAGCAUCAAACGCACUCACUGGCUCCAGUCCGAGAUUAUUGCCAGCUUGGACUCUUGCGGGUUCCAGUCCAUUAGUACUGCAAGUUUGGAGACUUCACCUAGCCCCCCCCCCCCCCC